UUGCUAAUGACGGCGCGUCCCCAGGAGGAGGAAGGAUUUCCUCUCCUCCUCCUCCUUCAACAUCACUCCCCUCUUCGCUCUUUCCCGAGGAUGUAUCGGCGUGUCGUGCACCUGCUUCCAGCCCCCCAUCACUGGACCCAACCCGUCUGAACCCAGCUCUUCGGUACCAGAGCGGCCUUGAUACGGAGAGAGAGACGGGAACAACAGAGGAUGUGCUGAUUUUUGUUUUGUUUUGUUUUCCUUUUAUCGAGAGACGGCAGUGAGACAGCAUCUUUGCCGGCGACGCGUCAUUAGCCCUACAAGUGGAUAAAGUGCACAUUCAGCGUCGCCUGUGGUUCACUGAUCUUUUCCCAAAUUCGAAGCCCUCCAGGUGCGCCAUGUCGGACAAAAGCGACCUAAAGGCAGAGCUCGAGCGCAAGAAGCAGCGCCUCGCCCAGAUCAGGGAGGAGAAGAAAAGAAAGGAGGAGGAGAGGAAGAAGAAAGAGAAAUCAGAGAGCCAGCAGAAAGCAGAGGUAACCCCAGAAGAUUCAGACCUGGACCGCAAGCGCAGGGAGACCGAGGCCCUGCUACAGAGCAUCGGCAUCUCCCCGGAGCCUCCGCUAGUCCCGACACCUGUGUCCCCUUCUAAAUCAGUGAGCACGCCCAGUGAGACGGGGAGCCAGGACUCAGCCGAGGGAGGGGCAGCGGGCAGGUUUAGGUCAGGGUUCUCUAGAAACAAGCUCCAAGCGCAGAGCUCAAGGACACUGCAAUGGGACACAGACCCCUCUGUGCUGCAGCUGCAGGCUGAUUCUGAGCUUGGGCGCAAGAUGCAGAGGCUUGGGGCCUCUAAGAUCACGCAGGUAGACUUCCUUCCCAAAGAGGUGGUCUCUUACUGCAAGGAGACACAAACACCUGUCAACACCCACCUUUCUGAAGUAGAGGAGGAAGAGGAGGAUGAAGAGAUGCUAGAGGCAAAGCCUGGCCCAGAGGCCGAGCUGCGGGACGAAGAUGACAACAAGGAGUCCAAAGAUGGCUCUUUUCCUGUGCUGCGGGAGCUGACAGAAGAGGAGAGGCAACAGAUCCUGCACUCCUCCGAGUUUCAGAGCUUUUUCGACUGCAGCAUCCGGGUGAUGGAGCGAGCGCUCGCCGAGGACGGCGACAUCUUCUUUGACUACAGCGGCCGUGACCUUGAGGACAAAGAGGGAGACUUGGGUAGCGGCUCUAGUUUGUCCUUCUGCAGGCUCUUCUAUGAUGAGCACUGGUCCAAACAUCGUGUGAUUACCUGUCUUGACUGGUCCCCUCAGUAUCCUGAAUUACUGGUGGCGUCCUACAAUAACAAUGAAGAUGCUCCCCACGAACCAGACGGUGUUGCCCUGGUGUGGAACAUGAAGUUUAAAAAAGCUACACCAGAGUACGUCUUUCAUUGUCAGUCUCCGGUGGUUUCUGUUGGUUUUGCCAAGUUUCAUCCCAACCUGGUGGUAGGAGGAACGUACUCGGGACAGAUUGUUCUGUGGGACAACCGCAGUCACCGUCGGACCCCUGUCCAGAGGACCCCCCUCUCUGCUGCAGCACACACUCACCCGGUGUACUGCGUGAACGUGGUCGGCACCCAGAAUGCCAACAACCUGAUCACGGUGUCUACCGAUGGCAGGAUGUGCUCGUGGAGCCUCGACAUGCUCUCUCAACCUCAGGAGACCAUGGAGCUCGUGUACAACAAAUCCAAACCUGUGGCGGUGACAGGGAUGGCUUUCCCCACGGGAGACGUCAACAACUAUGUGGUGGGGAGCGAGGAGGGCACCGUGUAUACUGCAUCCAGGCACGGCAGUAAAGCGGGCAUCUGUGAAAUGUUCGAGGGCCACCAGGGGCCAGUGACGGGCAUCAGCUGUCACAGUGCAGUGGGCACCGUAGACUUCUCCCACCUCUUCAUUACAUCUUCCUUCGACUGGACCGUCAAACUCUGGAGCACCAAGCACAACAAGCCCCUGUAUUCCUUUGAGGACAAUGCCGACUACGUGUAUGACGUCAUGUGGUCGCCUGUGCAUCCCGCCAUGUUUGCCGCCGUGGACGGCAUGGGCCGCCUGGACCUGUGGAACCUCAACAACGACACCGAGGUGCCAACUUCCAGUGUCACUAUUGAGGGAGCGUCGGCUCUGAACAGGGUCCGCUGGUCGUCAGGAGGGAAGGAGGUGGCUGUGGGCGACUCCGAAGGCAGAGUUUGGAUCUACGACACAGGAGAGCUCUCCGUGGCCCACCCUGAGGACUGGUCGCGCUUCGCUCGCACGCUCAUAGAGAUCCGUGCCAACCGGGCAGACGGCGAGGAGGAGGGCCCUAUGGAGCUGGCUUCAUAGAAAAGGACUCCAAGACCAAAGUGACUGGGGGAGCAGAGACCUGGGCCCAUCCAGCUGCUGUCGCUGUAGCACGCCAUCCCAGCUCAGUUUUUUUUUUUUUGUCUCUUUGUAACGGACUUCUAGUUAUUUAUUUGUCUUUGUUUAUUUGUUUAUCGAUCAGGUGGUGUGUUGCUUGCAACUUGUGAGCGUACGGUAUAUAUGGAGUGGCAGUAUUAUAGCCUUAUGAAGAUAAGUGUACUGUAACGAAGCUUUGCACAUCAUCAACAAUAAAGCAGGGUCAUGUUUUUGCCAUGUAUUCUUUACAAGUAUUAUAAUCCCUUUAUGUUCGGCUUUAUUUAAAUCUGCAUGACACACAUACCUUAAUAUUUCAAACGCAGGAGCCUCAUUGUAGCUGCUUUAUUUCAGCCAGUGUGUCCGGAUAAAGAACCAGUGUUCUGUGUUUUUUUUUUUUGUUUGUUUUUUUUUUCUCUUUGAAGGACAGCUUUUAUGAUAAACUGUGACAAGAGGUAUAUUGUAACUCGGAGUGAUUGCUGUGAAACCUGCUAUGUUUACUAUUAAAGCAUAACUAACAAACUGC
Fundulus heteroclitus (mummichog) is the source of this 2904-nucleotide messenger RNA. It is a transcript of the gene dync1i1a, whose product is annotated as cytoplasmic dynein 1 intermediate chain 1. The record is from RefSeq and is a predicted model, not a curated record. The coding region runs from base 378 to 2327 and encodes 649 amino acids. Gene Ontology annotation, cellular component: cytoplasmic dynein complex. Lineage: Eukaryota; Metazoa; Chordata; Actinopteri; Cyprinodontiformes; Fundulidae. Gene Ontology annotation, molecular function: dynein light chain binding; dynein heavy chain binding. The transcript is spliced from 19 exons. Gene Ontology annotation, biological process: transport along microtubule.